AUGUCUACUCGAGGACGCGGUAGGGGUGGCGGUGUUCAAUCCACCGAUAGAGCGUCUUCAUCGUCAUCUGCAGCUUCUUCUCGUAGUUCUUCAUUAACACGUGCUCCAAGUACAACAUCCGUUCAAGAUCCCGAUCGACUAAUGAGACAAUUAAUGACUCCACGAGGUGUUGGAUCCACUGCUGCUACUGGUCUUGGAUCUGGUGCACGUCCUGCACGUCAAUUUACUCCCAAUAUAGCUGUUUCGAAAAAAGACAAAGAUAAAACUGAUUCCACAAACAAUCUCUCGGCAUCCAAUUCAAAUAAUGAUGUCUCGUUCACAGAUAAACAUGAUCUUAACAAUGGUCAUGGUUAUCAAAGAGGUCGCGGGAGAGGUUCCAAUAAUCGAGGUGGUAGAGGCGGUGGAAAUUAUAAACAAGAGGAAGGUAUUUUUGGACGUGGUGUUCCUGUACCAGAUGCAUCGCAUACAUCAGCAUCAUCAUCAUCUUCUGGUUCUCGAUUAUCAUCUAUUAAACGUGAAAGUUCAGCUUCGAAUUUAAAAGGAUCUAAUUUAAAAAAACUUGGAACAGACAAAAAAACCUUAGUUGGUGAUGCCGACGGUCUUAAAUAUGAAAUUGAUGAAGAGAAUGAACCGCGCUUAAUUCCACUUGCUCAGCGAAAAUCUAUAUUUGACGUCAAUAAAGGGCACGGUACGACAUCGAAAGUUAAAGAGCCAAUAUUAAACACUGCUAAACAUAUUGAUUCAUUUGUUAAAUUAUUUUCUCAACAUACACUUGAUUCAUCGACAAAAACAAUCGUUAAAGAUGAACCCGUUGAACCAAAAGAUUUACCGAAAAUAGAAAAACCUAUUAUCAAUGACCCAUCACAACUUAUUCUUAUGCAAUUUCCUGAUGUUUUACCAUGUACACGUACAUCGUCAUCGUCAACAAAGCCUGAAUUAGCAUCAUUAAGUGAUCUGCCUGAUGGUUUUCUUGGUAAAUUACAAAUAUUUAAAUCUGGUAAAUGUCGUUUAAAAUUAAAUGAUGAUACGUAUCUUGAUGUUGAUAUUGGACAACCGACAUCAUUUUUACAGAAUGUUAUGGUCACAGAAAUGGCUUCAACAAAUAUAACUGAUGAUAAUGGAACAAAUAAUGAUAUGAAUAAACUUGUUUGUCUUGGUGAUAUUAAACAUAAACUUAUUGUUUCUCUUGAUGCUGAACAUGUUCUUCAAGAUACUAGACAAUAA
Molecule: messenger RNA, 1224 nt
Organism: Rotaria socialis
Lineage: Eukaryota; Metazoa; Rotifera; Eurotatoria; Philodinida; Philodinidae
Source: the annotation of a GenBank genome assembly